AUGGAUUGGUCCGCUACUGGCCAUAAAAGGUUGUUAGAACUAAAUAAAAUGGAAGAAUUUAGGGCACAUGCAUAUGAAAAUGCUAAAUUGUUCAAGGAGAAGACCAAGCGUUGGCAUGAUAACAGAAUUAUGCCAAGGCAUUUUGAACCAGGGCAACAAGUGUUGUUGUUCAACUCUAGGCUUAAUUUGUUCCCUAGUAAAUUAAAAUCUCGCUGGUCAGGUCCCUUUGAAGUGGUUCAAACUAAUUCGCAUGGAGCUGUUAGUAUCAAAGACCUAAAAACGGCAAUCACAUUCAAAGUUAAUGGACAACGCUUGAAGCACUAUUGGGGUGCUCAUGUUGAUCGUGACAAGCAAUCCGUUGACCUCCGAGAUGUUUGA
Messenger RNA from Gossypium raimondii (Peruvian cotton), 378 nucleotides. RefSeq lists its product as uncharacterized. Lineage: Eukaryota; Viridiplantae; Streptophyta; Magnoliopsida; Malvales; Malvaceae. The record is from RefSeq and is a predicted model, not a curated record. The coding region runs from base 1 to 378 and encodes 125 amino acids. The transcript has a single exon.